AGGCUAGUACCGGAAGAAGUAGGUGUUUUCAUCCUGUGGAAGCUAACACGGCUCUACGAAAAACAUGAACCUGAUCAUAAGACAAGCUAGAUGAUAAACAAAUAUUAGGAUAGAUUUCUUUGCACAAACCGAAGAGAAUAUCGGUCAUCUGUGGGUCGCUAACAUCCUGCAGGCCUUAUGCUACUCAAGGCAUGGCAGAGAGACAGGACAAUGAGGUGGAGGAGGCUGACCAGAUCUACCUUUUGAUGAAGGAGGAGUAUCGGAUCUCCAGGAAUGUGCGUCUGGCCUGGUUCCUUGGUAAACUUAACCAAGUCAUCUGGCCUGCCUCAAAGCCUGAACUGCUGAACUCAGAGAAUGAAUUAGACUUACUGAGCAUCCUACCUAAAGGAUGGCAGCCGGAUUUCUCCCCCACCAUGUACCCCUACAUGUUGAUGCCGUCCACCCGGGCAACCUUCCUAGCCCGGAGGUACCGCUUCAUCAUCGAGCUGGACCUCAGCCCCUCCACAGGGAUCGUGGAUGACAGCACAGGAGAGAUGAUCUUCGAUGAAGUGUUUCAUGCCUUGUCGAGGUGUCUGGCUGGUCUGGCUCAACCAUUCAAAGUCCCUGGAACUGAUCAACUUUUCAAACCUAAGAUCUUCGUCACCAUCUUGGCAUAUUCAUCAAUUAUUGGCCUCAGUUCCCAUCAGGUAUUGGUGCAGGGUUGUCAGCUUGAAAGAACAGAUCUUGAUGAGUUCCUGCAUCACAUCUAUCAGCAGCUCAGAGCAGUGGAGAGCAACAUCGCAGAAGUCCUACAUCAGCAGCAUGAACAGUCUGUGGAGGCGGUGCAAAGCUCAGGUCUCCAUAAUACAAACCUGGACGACCAGCCCCACAGGAAGCAGGGAGUAUCCAUGGUGUCAGCUGAUAUGGGACUGGUCAGCAUGGUCCGCCAGGGCAUCCUGGCUCUUCAGUUGCUGCCACCAAACUCCAGUGCUGGUAUCAUUAUAAUCACAGAUGGAGUGACAAGUGUUCCUGAUGUAGCAGUGUGUGAAACCUUGCUCAACCAGCUCAGGAGUGGAACCAUUGCUUGCUCCUUUGUGCAGGUGGGUGGGGCAUACUCCUAUGACUGCAGCUUUGGUUACAUCCCCAAUGUGGAGCUCAUGAAGUUCAUCUCAUUAGCCACCUUUGGCUCAUACCUGCCGAGCUGUCCUGAACUGGACCUGGACAGCCAAGAGAUGAAUGCCUACCACAAGGCCUUCUUAACCUACUCCUUCCUCAAGACCCCUGAGUCCAUGAACUCAGAGUACUUCUGUGUUUCCCAGCACAAGUUGUUCAAUGAGCACCUGGUGUCAGCCAGUGGUAACCCAGCCCUGGUCAUGAGGAGGAAGAAGCACACAGAGAAGGAAGUCCAUGCUCAUUUAAUCAGCGUGGUAUCUGUACGACUGAGAGAGGGCUACACCAUCAGAGAGAUCAGCCUCACCAAAGGUGGGACUCAGCUAGAGGUGAAGCUGGUGCUGCUAUGGAAACACAACAUGCAUAUUGAGUACCUGGCAGCCGCCUCCUGGCCGCUGGACCUCGCCAAGCGAACCACCAGGGUGGAGGUGACGAUGGAGGGAAGCUACGACAUCCUGCACGACAUCAGCUGCACACAGAGGAAACCCAUCACCAGCCCGUACCGCACCUCCGUCAUCCGCCGCUUCUGGAACACACUGCAGAGUAUCAACCAGACUGAUCAGAUGUUGGUGCACCUCCAGUCGUUCAAUUCAAUUCCUGAGAACUACAUGAUUCCUGAGAGCACCAAAAAUGGAGUUCCUUUGUUCUACAUCCCUCCUGGCUCUACUACUCCGGUUCUGUCCUUGCAGCACAGUGGAUCCAAAGACUCUUCUCAGUCUCAGUUUGCUUCCUACUGGAAGCCCAUCCUCUCUAUGGAUGCCAACUUCUGGCAGAGAUGGCUGCACAUGCAUCGCAUCGCCAUCAUCCUUGAACAUGACAUGCCUGUACCCAAACACCUGCACACAGCUGGAAACAAUGGACGUUACAGCACUAUUCAGUGUCGUAUCUCCCACACUGCCCUCACGUCUCUGCUGAGGGACUGGAGCAGCUUCGUGCUGGUGGAGGGCUACUCAUAUGUUAAACUCAUAUACAGUUCAUCUGACCAGCCUCCCACAUCCUUCUACCUGGUCCGUCUCAUCUCUAAGACACCCUGCAUGGUGCUGCGUCUGGGUUUCCCUAUCGGAACACCAGCCCAUGUUAGAAACAAGAUUGUGGAUGAGCUGCGAGAACAGAUCCUCAAACUUCGCUUCCCUCAUCGCGUUCAGAACAAAGAGGCCACACCCAAGACCAAGAGGAAGAUUGUUGGACAUCCAUCACCAUCCAAAUCUCCCUCCAUCCCUGCUCCCAAACCUGCGCUGUCUGACAGACCUUGUGUGGUGGUGCUCAACAAGCCUCUCGAGAAGCUGCUCAUAAGGUAUGAGAAGCUGCCGUUGGACUUCAGGACUCCCUUCAUUUUCAACAUGGAGAACUUUCCGCAGCCUUCCAACAGCGCAGUGCCCCUCAGCAUGGCAGCCAACCGCACAGCCUCGUCCACCCUGGCCUCCUUGUCCCGUUACUUCCUGCACCAGCGCUGGGUGUGGGCCGUGCAGAGCAGCCAAGGCCCGGCAGUCGCCAUGCAAGCUGUGGCUCACAUCCUGUCCAUGCUCUCUGAAAUCCGCAUAUCAGAAGGCUUUCACUUCGCUGCCAGUGGAGAGGGCAUCGUCAACAUGGUGAUAGAGCUGCCGAUGAAGGGCAUCUCAGCUGACACAGACAGAGAGAGUCACUCUUGUAUUGUUCAGUACAUCCUGUUCCCACCUCACUCCACCUCCACUAAAGACAGCUUCUCCACUGAUGAUGACAAUGACACCGAGGUAGAGGCUGUCGACAUGGACACAGAGCUGAACCUUGUGACGGAGUGCUGGGUGGAACCACAGAGCGGCACCGUGAUGAACUGCAUGGACCAGCAUCGCCACUUCCAGGGCCUCAAGUACCAGGAGAUCCCUCAAGCAAUCUUCCCCAGGGAUUUGACCUGUAUGUCCACCAUGAUGACCUUUGAGUAUUUAAGCCAACUGUGUCAGAAUAAGGACCAGGUCUGCUCACUGCCAGCUGGACUCAAGGAUGUGAGAGGAGAGGCUCUGUCUUCUGAGGACAGCAUUCAUAUGGUUCCCUUCCAGUUUGAUCUCAUUCAGCUGCUCCCAAAAUGCCAGCAGGUUGAACUCUUCUUCCUCACAUUCAGCACAGCAAUGGAGAAUGAGGAACAGAUCCACAGCUCCCCCUGUCUGCCCAAUGAGCUCCUGCUCAGCCUCUUCCACAGCAGCCUGGAGCACGAGCUCAGUGACAGAGAGAUCCCGCUAGCUGACAGCGACCACGUCACAUUUAUGCACCACAUCUUGGAGCGAGAACGGGACGGCCAUGUCGCUCCUUUCUCCUUACCUGUUAUUAAAGAAGAGUGUGUGAAGCCUCCAGACAGACAGGACACUAUGACGUCAUUCCACACCACUGGCAGCAGUAAAGAGGUGAUGGGAUCCACCAGCACUUUACAGAGUUUCAGUAAUGCAGACCUUGUGGAUGAAGAGCCUUUGCUGGGGGAGAGGAGUUGCUCUAUGCCACAGUGGAGAUGCUAUGCCAAAUACAUCAGCUCCCAGCAGAUCCUCCUCACCUUCCUCCCUGCUACCUUCACAGAUGUUCUGAUGUUGAUGGCCUCAGGGUUGGAAACAGAGCCUCAGAGUAACAUCAGCACACAGGAAGAUGACACUCUGACUCCCAGCAACAAGUCGCAGGCUGACUCCCUGUCUGGCUCCACCAGUGGGCUGGAGAGGUCUGAGUCUGGCCUCAGUCUAGCUAUUAAGCUGCGAAGGAGCUCCAGCAGUGGACACUUCACUUCCAGGUCCCCUUUGCUCUCACCAAGGUCUGAGGGUCAGACUGGGCCUGCUGACUCCCUGACUCUAGACCAGGACAGCUGGGAUAGCAGGGUGUCUGAGACAGAGACCGGGACCCCAGGCUCAGAUCUGGGUGAAAAAGAGGGAGUCCAGUUCUCUGAACCUCAGAAGGCAGAUUUCCACAUCAGCUUCAGCAGGCAGGUUUCCCAGCAGAGCACCAAUGACAGCAGCCAAUUUAAGUGUCCAGUCUAUGUCUACAACUGCUCCCUGGAACACCUGAAGGAGCAACUCGUACACCCCAGCUCGAGCCGCCAACCCAGGGACAUCUUCUUCAGACCUCAAGAUGCUGAAUCCUGGGAGAUGUAUCAGCAGAUGAAGUACAGGUCACUGUCUCAGGACCGCAGCAGUCCGUCCCCUUGGACCGACCUCCUGGCUCAGCCUCACAAACACAAGGAUCUGGCCAACUACUGCAGCCUGCUUCAGGAGCAUUACCACCAGAGCUACGUCAAAGGUGUGUACCGGAGCCUGCAGCAGUCCUACAACAUCAGCUCCCAAGAUGUCCUAAUGGCCAUGGACUACUGUGAAGAAUCCCUGCAGGAGAUCGACAUCACUUCAUUCCUGCAGACCCUCUGUGGACACAUCAGGGUCUUUAGGGAGCAUGGUGAGGCUCCAGGAUGGGGAGGGAAUCCAAAACCUUCAAGGAGCCUUGCCACUUUCAUCAUUGGAGAGGUUGAGGAGGACCGACCUGAUGACAGGACUGCUAUGGCCUCCUCUUCCAGUAUUGAAAUGGAGGAUACCAGUGAAGCUGAAUCUAGAGGAAAGUCCUCUGCUCCUACAUCUCCACUGAUCCUGGAUGAGUCCAAGACUGCUAAGAUCCCAGAGUUCCCUCUGACGCUGCUCCGGACACAGCCCAAGUGUGAAGUGUAUCCUGAUGUGCACAAAAUAAUACAGGAUAAAUUCAUGGAGAUUGUGUCUCAGUAUUUCAAAACUGUGCCCUCCAAUCCACAUUACUUCUUCUACUGCCCGCCGUCAUCCAAGAGAGAGGAAGACUCAGAGGAUGGUGAGAUGGAGAGGAGACCCAGUGAGGAGCUGGUGUCAGAAGCUGAGCCAGCUACUGAGGAUGAACAUGUGUCAGGGUGCUGCAUUAUGACGGAGAGUGACACUGAUUUGGUGGUGGAGUAUGAGGAGCAUCCAGGCACCAGGUCUCAGGGGGACGGCGAAGACCAGUCCCUGUCAGACUCCAACACUGUCAACCAGGACCAGGACUCCUUUAGCAUCCUGGAUGGAGACUCCCUGCUGGAGCAGGAGGGGCCACAGCUAGACAUGCCACCGCUUUUUGUUCAUGUCACUUGUUCUGUCAAUAUGAAAAGCUGCCAUGGCUCCAUGCCCAUACAAACACUGCCUACUUGCCUUGGUGAGAUUAUUUCCUGCCUGGAGAAUGCUGAGACCUUACAGUCUGUGGAUUUGAAUGAGCUCUCAGUCACGUUAGAUAUUUUUGUCCUGACACUACCUCUGGAGAUUGAAGUCAUGGCUGAUUUCCAUCACAACAGGUAUACGUCAGAGAGCAGUGUGUCUCUGAAUCGUUCCCCAGGACAGCCCUCCUCUUAUAGGUCUGAUGAGGAGAUGAUGGCAGUGUUGGACAGUCUGAGGGGAGGUGGUGUGGAUGGGGUCUCUGGUGAACCCUUGUCCAAACUACCAGUUCCUCACAAGUUAGCAAUUCUAGCCACCAUGGACGAGAUUCGCUGGCUGCUGGAGGAUGAGAUCGUUUCUGCCCUGCGUCACUCUCGGGUCAUCAGCUCAGCCACACUGCUCAAAGUAGCAGAGCAUGUUUUGCGCUCCAGUGGUCGACCACACUGUCACUGUGAAGAUGUCCCACUGCAGUUUGUCUUUGGGCCUGAGCAGUCUCUGGAAAAAUUCAAAGAGGAGUUCCGCAGAAUGGCGUUUUCUGGCUACGUGCUGAAUGGAGAACAGGACAAUUUCUACUACAUGUCUUUGAGCAGACUGCACCCUCAGAGGAUACGUGCCACCAAGAGUCUGUCAGAGGGCACCGCAGACCCCCCACAACACAUCAGCUCCUGCAGUGCUGGAGCACAGGUGGAGGACGCCAUAGUAGAGAGUGAAGCAAAGGCUCAGACCACAGAGGCAGAGAGCGAGCUGCAGGGUGAGGAGAAGUCCAUCAGCGUUGCUGCUGACACCCCUGCUGACACGUCCGCAGAGCUCAGUGAGCCGAUCAGAGCCAUGAAGCCUGAGGCAGAAGACACCGGCUCUCAGAGCUCAGUCAGCAUGGUAGGAGUAACACCUCAGUCAGGUACCCCCCAGCUCCAGACUGAGCGCUGCACAGAGGCCACCUCACCCCCCAAGACUCCAUCCAGUGUCAGCCUGGCUGAGUCCAUGCAGUCAGCCACUCACAGCUGUAGCAAGCUUAGGCCGAGUCGAGUCCAGAGUGUUGUCUCCAGCCAAGGCAGCCUUGACUCAGACAUGCAGGGUUAUGAUGGUGGCAGCAGUGACUCUGAGUGUGAGAGCCCCACCCUGGACGAACAGGAAUGUCAGUCCCCGCUGAUGCCAGACUUCUGGCUGAUUGUUAAGAUCCACCAGGAUAGAGUGAAGGUCUACUCCCAUUCUAGGAGUUUCACAGCAGGAAAAGAAGUGAGUGCUGAGGAGUUGGAAAAGAAGGAGGAAGAGCAGGAGCUGCCUGAAUACUUACAACUGCAUCAGAUGGUUGUCAGGAAGAUCGGGGAAAUCUGCAGAAUUGUCAAUCAGCGUAUGCUGCUGCAGGACUUGCAUGACAGCCAUGUGUGUAACUCUCUGCUUGUGGCUGAGAGUGAGGAAGACAUCUGGAAGAACGAGUCUCUGUACAGGCAGAGGCUCAACACCUCCGAUGAUUACAACACAGAUGAGAGCUACCAGGCUAGAGACUACCUGGCAGCCACCAUGCAGUUUAUUCCAGGGCAUUUUGCCUGUGACGUGGUGUGGAGCACAAUCAUCCACAUUCACCCACGUCUCAAGAUGGGACCCAACAUGGGGGUGUCCAGAGCAAUCCAGGCCCUGCGCUCUGUGCUGAACUCUUUCUGCGUGGUCAACAGGAAGAACAUGUUUGUCUACCAGGAGCGGACAACUAAAUCAGUUUUCUACCUCAGACUUUGUGAAACGUCACUAACAGGGAAGUACUCUGACGUGGAUGGCAACCUCCACACAACUCGCUCCAUUGGGCUCGCCAGAAGUCAAGAGCCCCUGUUUUCUGAGGACCUCAUGGGCUCCAGGUCUUCUCUAGAGGGCUCUCGGCCUGUUGGACAAGUGGAUAAACACAUCCUGCUACUGGUGCAUGGAGUGGGAAACGCUGGUCCAGAGAUCACAGACGAGCUGGUCAAGGUGCUGCGCAAGCGCCUGGAUGAGACCACCUUGGACAUCAUCACUGUCAUGCUUGUCAGGAACUGUAAGCUGACGCCAGCUGAUGUGGAGUUCAUCCAACCAUCAGGCACUCCAGCCACUGAGGUGAUGAACUUCAGCCUUCCCCAGUACUGUUUUCCCUGGCUGUCUGCCGUGGCUCACUACCUCAGACAGAACCUCCUCAUCUUCCUGCAUGUGCCCAAGUACACUGACAGCAACACAGCACACCACUUCAAGCACUACUUUCAUUUGAGCAGUGACUUGGCUGACGGUGAUAUCUACCUCUACAAUAAACCUGGAGGCCAGGGGACCGGAGGCAAAGGUAUUGCCUGCAUCGCCCUCUCAUUUGUGGACGCCACUGGUCGGCCCCUUCAGGUCCCAGCUCAGGACUGUGCCACGCUGCAGAGAUCAGAGAACUGCGCCAUCGCCCUUCAUCCGGACCAUUUUGAUGAGCUGACCACUGUGGUUAAAGUGGACUCCAUCAAUGUCAGCUCAUGUACAGAGCCACAGCUGUAUGUGCGGUUUGACAUCUGGGAGCAAGGCAACGUCAGCCCCUUACAACUGAGUGAUAAACUGCAGGGGGCACUCCGCCAUGCGCUCUGUGACGUCGUCAUGGAGCUCAGAGUCUUGCCCAAUCCCCUUUGUCUAGGUGUCCCCUGCCACACAACCAAAUCUCAGAAGGAAGAAGCUAAAGGACUGUUGAUUCCUUUACCUGAGGUGAAAGAGGUGAAAGAUAGUCCCAGGCAGCGUAGUGGCUCACGGGUAUUUAAAACCAGCCCCUCACCCAUCACCUUAACCCAGUCUGUAGGGAGCACCCCCAUAACGGGGACCAGCACACCCGAGUCCACUACACCCACUGGAAGGAGCACCCGCCGGAGCUUCUGGGACAUACUGAGUAAGCCAGACUCAUCAGAGCUAGGGAGCCCAAAAACAACUGAUGACAUAGUGCAAGAAAAAGGAGAGGAGGGCCGAGCAGCACGACGAAGACACAAGACAGAGAGCGUGAAGCAGCAGUGGAGCCAGGAGAAAGCUAUGGCUGUGGAGCUGGAGCAAGCCCAGAGGAGGCAGGUGUCUCAGUUGGAGGAGGGAGAUGUGGGCACUCUGCACCCCAUCUACCAGGUUACCUGCCAGCCGUGGAUCACUUUCAUGGCUAAACUUGGCUGCUCCUCCAUUCAGCAGUGCACGGCUGAAAUUGCUUCGCACUUCCUGCUGCCUUCCAUUUUGACAGAGAUUGUCAAUUUGGUCAGUUCUCUGGCCAGUGAUACAACAGUAAAGGCAUUUGAAAAGACAAGAUGUCCCCCAUCUGGAAACAUCUUUGUACCAUUCCCUCUUGCCCAGAACCUCAGCCAGCCUCCUGAUGCUACAAGGAGCUUCAUUCUCAUUGGACGGAACUUCCAUCAGUGGCACUGUAGCACAGAGCAAGAAGACAGUUCAGAUGAGGAAAACACGCCAGUGCUAAAUAGGUUCACACCUCAUAAGGGCUUCCAGCGCUUCGAGGCUCUGGAGCAGAGUGAUUGGUUCAGUCCCAGCCAGGCCGGGGCAGGGCUGGCUCCCCGCCAGAGGUUCCUCUUCAUCAGCAUCCUGGACAAAAAGGUGACUCUGUACAGCUAUAACUGGUCUGUGGACCUGGGCGCCUCUCUGAAUCGUGAGCUGGUCCGCCUUGUUAAGUGGCAGAAUGCGAGGGCUCAUGUUGUCCACUGCCUGCUCAGCCAGAAGAUGGGCCUCUUCCAUCACCACUGCUUCUCUGAUGCACCCAUCCACGAAAUGGACUCCAAGCAGGACCCCAACCCAUUUCUCAGCCCCUCCAUGGAGCCUGAUGCACUGCUGCGUAGCGCAGUUCCUCCUCUGCCCAGUAAAGAGCAGGGAAGGCUGAGUAGCUCUGUCCGAAGUCUCGCUCCACUCCACUUCCCCUCUGAGCUGCUGCCCUUUGACGAGGCUCUGAGGGACAUCUGCACCAUCCGACCCCUGAUGGAGGGGGAUGUGGUGGCCCGGCAUGGGGGCCAGCUCUUGGAGAUAAAAGCAGCUGAGCGUAGAGAACUGGAGAAACAGAUGAAGAUAGAGAACCUGUUUGUGACGUGGCAGCAGAGGUCCGCACAGUCCAACAUGCCCAUCUCACUGGCAGAUUUGGAGACCCUGAAGCACUCAUCCAGACUGGUCCACUACUGCGCCACCCCUCUCCUCUUUGACCCUAUCUUCCGCAAGCAGAUCCAAGAGGAGCUGAUAAUCCAGCCUCCAGUGAAGAAACGACAUCGCUCCAGUGACUCCACAGCGUCAGGUCGGGACCGGAGCUACAGCACAGACUCAGCUGACAUGCUGCCCAGCCGGCUGAAGGAGGAACCCUGGCUGCUUGAGAUUUCCGGCACUUUCCUCCAGCAGUACGUGCAGUACCUGCAGAGCAUGGGCUUCAUUCUGGUCCAGGUCCGGCCUCAGUCCCCAGCUCGCAGCAUCGCCCGGGCUCGUGCUGCCAUGCUGAGCUCCAUGUCAUCAGAAGGGAGGAUGUCUUUUUCUUAUGUGAAGCAGAAGAGCGAGGACAGCCCUAAGACUACAGCAUCUGGCACCACAGCAUAUCACCUGCAGAGGGCACUGCCAGGGGGCAUCGUGUUGAUGGAGCUGGCUUUUCAGGGGUGUUACUUCUGUGUGAAGCAGUAUGCACUGGAGUGUUCCCGAAUCCCCAUGGGCCAGACAGUCAACUCCCAGGGCAGCCUCCUCACCAAACCUCGUUGCAAGCCGUUUCCAGAUGCCACCCCAGUAUCUGACUGUGCGCUUUCCAUGCUCUUCACUGAGGAAUGUGAUAAGGUACGGGACCUGAUGCACGUUCACUCCUUCAGCUACGACUUCCACCUGCGAGUAGUUCACCAGUACUUAGUUGGCUGCCACAUGACGCUGCGCCAGGGCUACCAGCUCACUGACUUCUUGGAUGACUUCAUCUCCCAUCAUCCAGAUAUUCCCAAGUUUGGCCGCAACCACGUCUUUCAAGGGAGCUUUUCCAUCUCCACUGGGAUGAUAACUGCUCACCAGCUCUACAAUUACAUCACUGACCACGCCAGCACUUACGGCAUGAAGCCCCUCCGCAUGUCUAAGGCUGCAGUCACCACUGACAACAAGAAAGGGACGUCUGACCUGCAUGAGUACGCACUUGUGGCUCUGUGGAAUAGUUCGGGCUCUUACAAGGAUCUGGAGGGCCUGCACCACCAUGAUGACUUUGAUGUGUCCCUGGUGGUGUGCCAUAAUGCCGCUCCAUUUGAGGAGCAGUCAGACGGGGAGAGGCAUUUGCUGAGGUUACGCUUCUAUGUGAUCAUGACCAGUCAGAGAGAGCUCUUCCCCCGCCUCACUGCAGACAUGCGGCGUUUCAAGAAGCUUCCUCAGAUCCACCGUGACCCCACUGAGCUGGGUGGCCGUCUCCCUCCAGAUCGAGCGGAGGCCGGCGGGUCGCGCGGCACUGAGCACGACCUCUGGGAGGAAACACCAUCUGAAGCUGCAGCUGCUUCAGCCCCGAGCGACGGAAAUGAGUUUUACCCUCUGGUGGGGGUGGCGGGGGGUGGAGCAGAGGCUCAGGGGCUGCUCUACCCCUCCCCUCUUUUCCCUCUGCUCAACAACGAGGUGGCGACAGCCCGCAGACAGAUCCAGGUGAGCGUGGAGCAGGCCAUGGGUCACUGCCGCAGGGAUAACCUGUGGAGGAGGCUGUUCCAUGGGGAGCACCUGGCCCUGGACAAGCUGAAGCUCACCAAGCUGUCGUUCAGCGAGCUGGAGGAGCUGCUGGAGGCUGUGCAGAGCCGCUCAGUGGGGGAGAUCGACCCACAACUGGAUUGUUUCCUGACCAUGAGUCCAGCCUGGUACCAGAGUCUGAUCAAAGUCCUGCUGAACCGCUUCCCUCAGAGCUGCAGACACUUUGAUGACAACGGAAUCCAGUAUCUUGCUGUUUUGAACCAGAAGUUCACGGACUGCUUUGUUUUGGUCUUUCUGGAUACCCAAGCUGGAAAAACAAGCCUAAAGGUUGUGUUUCGGGAGCCACUGCCAUCACAGCCCCAGGCCAGCAGCAGUCCUCCUCCCCAGCUGGUGUCCAUGUACCAUCACCUGGAGUCUGUCAUCAACACAGCCUGCUAUAACCUCUGGACAGGACUGUUAUAGAACUGAGCACUGUCAGUGUCAGUGCUGGACUGACCUCCAGCUCAUGUCCAUGUGAUUAUGAGCGAUUUGAGAAAAGAUGUUUGCCAGUAUGCUGUCAUUAAGCUUCCCCACAGCCACACCACUGACCUCUGACUGAGAGCACCAUCGAGAACAGCAUCAUAUUGGACAGUGAUAUUAUUUAUGCAAUUCCCUUUUAGCACCCUGGACACACAAGGUAGGAUUCCUCAAUCAUUUGUACCCGACCUGGAAAGACCUGAGACAGAUCUGUCCAUUAAAAGCAACAAAAAAAACAGACCCAAACUUGAAAAGACCAGCUUGACAUGACUGAACGUCUCAAAGGAAAUGUUACCCAAUGCAGUUCAAAAAUCAAAAAAAAAAUUAAAUGAAAGGUUUAUAUAUCACCAUUUGCUGAUGCUCCCAGUUUUUUUAAGAUAAUGUAGAGAUCUUGCAUCCGUUUAAGAGCUUUUAACAGGUUCACUUUCAUUGGUGGGUUUACUUCAGCAUUACAGAGGUCUGAUAUUUCUGUCUUGAAAUAGUGCAGCUUUUACAUAACAUUCAGAAAUGUGUAAAAAUCCUUUUAGUGAAGUUCACUAAUGUUAGUGUCUUCAGCAACAUAACACUCAUAACAUGUGUCCAAACAGAACAUGAUGAAAUUUUAGAUGUGGCAUAAUUGCAUUGAAAGUCAAGGGAAAGACGUGAGUAGGCAUAAACCAUGGAUGUAUUUAAGAGAACUGGAUACUGUGUUACAAGAUGGUAAGUAAGUAAAGUUUAUUUAAUAUAGCACCUUUCACAGAGCAAUGUCACAAGGUGCUUUACAAGAGUAAAAUUGUUAAAAAAUAAGACCAUAAAAAUAGUAAAAAGAAACAAACAAUAAAACAUAGGCAACAGACCUUAAAAAUACACAGUUGCAAACACAAGACAGUACAAGGUGAGACAAAGGCCAGUUUGAAUAAAUGAGUCUUCAGCUGUUUUUCAAGGCAUCAGAGACUGCAGAUCGUAUCUCUAUGGGAAGAGUGUUCCACAGUGCCAGAGCCACCACUUCAAAGACACCAACACCUUUUGUUUUCAGUCAAGAGCGAGGAACAACCAGUAAGCCCUGGUCAGAAGACCGAAGUGACCAAAUGGUGAUAUAAGGAUGGAGCAGAUCACAGAUGUACAAGGGUGCCUGACCAUAUAGGGCUCUAUAUGUGAAAACAAGAACCUUAAAAUGAAUCCUAAACAUGAUGGGAAGCCAAAGGGAAUUGCAGCAGUCUACCCGGGAUGAUUUAAAAGAGUGAGUGAUCAUCUCUAGCUCAGGUUGUGAUACAACAGACCUGAGUUUGGCAAUGUUUCUUAAAUGGAAGAGACAUGUACGGGUCAACGAUUUGAUAUGAUGAUCGAAGUACACAGCCUAAUAUAUCUGUGAAAUAUAACACAGAGAUAAGGCUGUACAGCUGAAGAAAGGCACCCAAUACACUGAGCAACCUUGGAAGCUAUGCUAUAUGAAGCAAUGAAAUGGACCUCAGUCUUAUCUGCGUUUAUCUGUAAAAAAUUGUUAGCCAUCCAGUCCUUAAUGGCAGUCAGACAAUUGUACAAAACAGUCAGUUUGUCAGUCUCAUCAAGCUUAAAAGAGAGAUACAGCUGAAUAUCAUCAGCGUAACAGUGAUAUGAGAUACCUUUUAUAUUAGCUAAUAUUAUGACCUAAGGGAAGCAUAUACAAAGUAAAUAAUAUAGGACCUAAGAUAGAACCCUGAGGCACACCACAGGAAAGAGCAGCGGUUUCAGACAUGUAAGGACCAAGUGACAGAAAAACUAUCUGAGAGACAGGAGGAGAACCAGUCCAGGGCGGUUCCAGAGACACCCACCCACUGCCUAAGCCUUUCAAUGAAGAUGCUGUGACCUACAGUAUCAAAACCUGCACUAUGAUCCAGCAGCACCAAAACAGAGCAUUCACCCACAUCAGAAAACAUCAUCAUGUCAUUGGAGACUCAGAGAAGAGCUGUUUCAGUGGAAUGCUUCUGGUGGAAACCAGAUUGGAAUUAUCUAAAAUGUUGUGUGCAGUCAAGACAGCAGUGCGGUGUUUGGCAACAGCUUUCUCUGAAAAUUUUUGCGAUAAAAGGCAGCUUAGAUGUAGGCCUAAAGUUUCUGGGGAUGGAUCAAUCUAAAUGAAAAGACAGUUCCAGGCAAGGUUGUGAUGUUGUUGCACCUGAGUAGUUCCUGCCACCACAAACUACCUCAGACCAGGAUGGUUGCGUCUGGAGGUUGGUCUGAUAAGAUGUGGAGGUAAGAACUGGGGACUUGGAUCUGGCUCACGUGCGAGCCCACUUGGCACCCCGCUGGACUUUAACCAGCACCGAUGGAAUGACAGCACGUGGUUCCACGGCUCCCACAGCAAUAGUGAUGCUUGACACCAUCACAUGAGAUAGUCCAUUCUCCACAGCUACCAGGCUCUCCACUCUGGCAUCAGGUUUGGUACCAGCUCCAGCACUGGUCGCUGCUAGCCAUGGUGGGUGGUGGCAGAGCCCUAGACCGCGACCCGCAACAGCCAGGAGGAGGGGGACAGAGCAGAGGUCUCCUCCUCUCCAAGACAACUGGACUUGGUGACUAAAACCCUUAAAAAUCUGUGUUUCUCUGUUUGCAGACUGCAGAUGACAAGAGUGUCAGCACUAUGAGCAGUUCAUGGUUAAAAGAUAAAGAUAAAAAACCACCAAGAUCUAAAAAGUGUCAUACAGGUGUGGCUUAAAAUGGAUAAAAAGUCACUUUCUGACAGAGCUUCUGGCGGGCAAACAGACGCUGACGCAUGUGUGAAUGAGAAAAGAAUGAGACUGAAUGAGAUUUAUUCAGCUCUCCGCUGUCUUAUCAUGAGCAUAAUGCUCCCCAGCUGAUGGAUCAAUGUCCUGGAGAACUCUGACACAUAUCUGAUGACCUGAUGGACAAGGAAACAUUUAGGUUUGAAUCCAGUGAAGAAGCCGUCAGCAAGUCUGACUGAUUCUGAUUCUCCAUGUUGAAAUGCAACACAACUCAUUAGCAGCCAACAAUUAACACUUCAGGAUUUUAUGUAACAUAACUGCACAAGUUUCAUUCUCCACAGCUUGAUAAAUAGGUCUGAGUUAUUAUUGGAUCUUGUGCCUUCUGAUAUCCUUUUGUUAGCUAUUCAUACCACAUCAGUGUUUUUAUGAGUGCGACAGCUGAGAUGUCAGUCUGCAGAGUGGGAAGGCUUUUAUGUUACAUUGUCAAAAGUGUCAAACUCGCUACCCACUUGAACCCCACUGCCAUAUCUGGUGCCCUGAAGUGCCUUUCUUAGUUUGUUUUUCCUUUUUUUUUUUAUUUAACUCCCAAGUCUGUGCAGUGAUACUGUAUGUGUUGUUGUUUCAUCGCCUCUGCAAAGAUCUAUGGAAACACACACUCCUGAUGUUAUGCAGUGAAAGUGCCUGAGUCAGUUUGGGAAAAUGUAACUAAAAUUGCCUUUCAUAAGAAAGAAAAUGAGUCAUAUUAACUUUGAUGAUUUGCAUAAUGGCUUGCCACAUGUCAUCAGCGACAAGUGUUUCCAAAGCAUGUUGAGGAUGAUGAGUUUGGCUUGUUGUGUUCUGAAACAGUGUGGCUGGUAAUCAUAGCUUAUUUUAUAUGAGGGCAUAAAAGCCAGCCUGAUACAGGAGUGUAACAUCACCGUUAGAAACAUACAUUAAGGCUUGAUAUCCAUUGAAAUACCUUCAUUAAUGACACACUCAGCCUUAGAUUUCUACACAUUUUGACUGGAAGGAAACAAAAACGUGAAUGUGGAGCUUCUUUGUGGAUGUAAGGUAAAGAAAUGUUGAGCAAAGCAGCAUUCUGAGUCCUCCAAGAAUUCACCCUGAAUGUGAAACACUGGAUAUUCAUCAUGCAAAAUGUGAAGUUUAAGAAGUUAGCCCUUAGCAUUUUGACACUGUAAUAUAAACACUGCACUGACUCUUAACUGUAUAAUGUAUAUUAUGUAUAUACAGGACACUUUAUAUAGUAUGUGAAAUGCUAAAUAAACCAGUAGCAUGAAAGACAA
This is a messenger RNA of Thunnus maccoyii (southern bluefin tuna), 15414 nucleotides long. It is a transcript of the gene szt2, whose product is annotated as SZT2 subunit of KICSTOR complex. The record is from RefSeq and is a predicted model, not a curated record. Bases 192 to 11402 code for a protein of 3736 amino acids. The transcript is spliced from 75 exons. Gene Ontology annotation, cellular component: peroxisome. NCBI's taxonomy places the organism in Eukaryota, Metazoa, Chordata, Actinopteri, Scombriformes, Scombridae.